Periconia digitata is the source of this 2226-nucleotide messenger RNA. The record is from the annotation of a GenBank genome assembly. Lineage: Eukaryota; Fungi; Ascomycota; Dothideomycetes; Pleosporales; Periconiaceae.
AUGGCAGCAAAAGAGGUGGAAGAGCUUCGGAGGCAGUUGGAAACCCUACAGCGCUCACAUGAUGCGUUGGUGAAAACACUUUCUGCGCCCAGCGACUUGCCGGAGACCCCAAGAUUCCCUAGAGCAAACACCCGAGACGACGCAGCUUUUGCCGAUACCUCGACUGUAUCCUCUGACGACGAGGACGAAGACGAUUCAUACUUUGUGAAAAAGCAGUUACCAGCAAAAUCGUUUGACCAUGAACAUUUGCGGGAACACCUGAAAAAGCAUGACUGGCAAGAACAUGGGAGAGCAAUCUUGGCCCCCAUCAUCACCAAUCCUGGGAAACUUUCCAAGCAGCCCCAUCUCUUUCAUUUGGGGCCUGGGCCUGCAGAUGACCGAUCGCAUUACUCCCACUUCCAAGUUUACGAUGUCGACUCGGACGGAUACACGGAGCUUGUCGAGACCAGUGGCAACAACAUGUCAAAAGCCACAGAGAUAUGGCAUUCAAUCAGAAACAUAGGCCAAAAUCUGGACAAGCAGCCCGUUGGCCGAAUUACAAUAGCUCGUGAGCCGGCACCUAUCCUAUUUGGCGCUUUGCAUCUUACGCUACAUGAUGCAUUCGAUAUGGACGAAAUAUUCCGGCAUCUGGUUAAGACCGAUGCUUCGUCGGCACAUAUGCACAGAGCGUUCCAAGAAGACAGGAAACACCAAAGGACCUUCUUCUUCACGUUUGAAUAUUACACUGUCCUGGGAGAAGACUGUUCCCCCAUGGAGUGGCAACGAUCAGACAAAGACAAGGAUGAUACGCAUAUUCCUCUCUCGCGAUGCGGUGCUGUGGUGGCGCUAGCUCUGUUCGACGACAAACCGCGACCUAUAAGGAAUAGGGGCAGGAGAGCCAGAACGAAAAAUGGCUAUGUACAAAACAUCUGGUCGCCAUGGCAGGUCUUGCAACUGGAAACCUUUCCAGACUGGAGAGCUACGUCUGAUACUUUCGAAUCAGGACAUCGCUUCCUCAACGGCCCGGAAGCUUUCCUACACUCCUUACUUACCGAGUAUAGAGACGCUAGGAAGAGAUAUGAUGAGAUUUACAAACGCAUCACGUUGCUCAUCACCCCCGCACUCGGAUUCCUAUUCGAUUCAGAGCUGCGGGACCAACGGCUGUUCGAAGACAGAAAGUUCACGUGGACACGACGGUAUUUCUACGCGCAUCAAGCAGUAGGUCACAGUCUUGCACGGAUCCUGAAGCUCCCAAACUCAACUGACCAAUUACAGCUCGGGAAUGUCAAUGACAGCAUCAAAUCCAUGAUCGAUGCGUUCGAAGAUACGUUUACCGAUGAAGUGUGGGAGGGCAAAAGCAAGGUCCUUUGGCCCCUGUACGAGGAAUCUCCCCGCAACGAUCAUUGGAAAAGGCGUUUACGCCUCCUUCGCCUGCAGUUCGAGCGUGAAAUGAAGGAACUUCGUAUCCUCCAACGUCGUGCUCUCCGGAUACUUCGUUACCAAUGCAUUGAAUGCACCAAGUCGGAAUCAGCUGAUGCGAACAACGCGCGCCAGGAAAACAACGAUCGCCGCCACGAAAUCGAAUCUUUGCAAGACCACCUCUUCUCAGGCACCAGCAUCCAAGAAUCCCGCAAAUCCGUCGAACUUUCCGACAUCACCGUCCAACAGGGCCGAAACAUCAAACUGCUCACCAUCGUAAACCUCUUCUUCAUGCCUCUCACGUUCGUGACGUCCGUGUUCGGCAUGACCAAUAUGCCUGAAAAUCCGGCGAGUUAUUGGCCCUUCGGUGUUACUUUGCUUGCCAUCUGUAUUCCGUUCUUUUCGCUCAUCGGGUUUCUGUCAACGAAUUUCGGGUACCGCAUCUGGGCCGCCAAAACAAAACAGUUGUACCGAUGGCUAUGGCCCAAACCCAAGACGCAGGAUACUAAUGCAUCCGAAAACGCCGAACCCUCCGGUUCCGGAAUCAAUCGCACCUAUUCCACCGAGGAGAAAAUGCAGUUGCGCAUGGGCGAGCGAUCUCGUCGUGGUAGCGAGACAAGGACGAGGGAGCGCGGGUUCAGUUUCCGAGAGAGAAAAGGUGAGAACGAAAGUCAUCCGAACAUCAAAAGGAUGGUGGAAGCUAUGGGGGACGGGAGACAGAGUGGGCUUGUGAGAAUGGGAACAUUGAGGGCCAGUCAGGAUGUGGGUCAAAGUGAAAGCAGGGACACGGUCGUAGAGGUUAGGGAUCGUGAAGAGGGGACUGUCUGA